Messenger RNA from Cyprinus carpio (common carp), 1162 nucleotides. RefSeq names its product GC vitamin D binding protein (gene gc). NCBI's taxonomy places the organism in Eukaryota, Metazoa, Chordata, Actinopteri, Cypriniformes, Cyprinidae. Gene Ontology annotation, cellular component: cytoplasm; blood microparticle. Gene Ontology annotation, molecular function: vitamin transmembrane transporter activity; vitamin D binding. The transcript is spliced from 8 exons. The record is from RefSeq and is a predicted model, not a curated record. Gene Ontology annotation, biological process: vitamin transport.
GCUGAAGUUAAUUUUUGACUAUGCACACUUUUGUUUCUUGUAAAACUGCAAUACAGAAGCAGUUCCUAAUUUGAACUCAUCUUGAAAUCACAUUAUAACCUGUGGUAAAAUAUGAGGGACACAGCUCUCAUUUUAAUUUCUGCUUUAAUAGUCCCUGCUUUGCUGACUGACAAAAACUAUGCCAAAGAAAAUGUUUGCCAAGAGCUCAAAUCUAUUGGAAUUCAGAAGUUCAAAGAAAUGGUCACUGUCCUCUACAGACAAAAGUUCCCCAAUGGCACAUUCCAGGAGGUCAGUUGUGUGGCAGAUGAAAUGAUCAAGCUUGCAGAAAAAUGCUGCAAAGAUGAUGCCAGCCCUGGCUGCUAUGAUAAAGGAGCUACAGAGAUCUCUGAGAAGUCAUGCGGAAAGGACUCUCCAUUCCCUAAACAUCCAGGCAUCGAGCAGUGCUGCACACUUCGGGGUCAAGAGAGGAAACUUUGUCUGGCCUCACUAUGGUACACUGCAGAUGAGCUGCCUUCCCUAACGGAGCCCACAAAUGAAGAGAUCUGCACCGAGUACACUAAAGACAAGAAGGACUAUGCUGUCAGGUAUGUGUACGAGUUUGCCCGGAGGCACAGAAACAUCCCAGCAGGCUUUGUUCUAAAUGCUACUAAGAACAAUGUGAGAAUAGCAGAGAGAUGCUGCCACCCAUCUGUCAAAAACUCUUGUUUCCUCCAAGAGGAAAGACUCCAAAUGCGAAGCUCCAACAUUUUUCUGAGGUUUCUCUCCAAUGUUUGCAACAACCAAGUGAAUUUGAAAUCCUUCAGGUUUGGAUUGUCUGCAUAUUAUGGAAAUCUCCUAGGACUGUCCUUUGAAGAGGCAUCAGCCAUAUCUGGUCGUUUUCAGUCGGGGCUGGAAAAAUGCCUUCUAAAUACCAAACCCAAAAAAACAAAAUAAGAAACAAAAAGAAGGGCAAGCUUUCAGAAAGUUCUCUGCGGUGAAUCCAAACUGGAUGCCAUGUCUGAGGACUUCCAGAAGUGCUGCAAGAAACCUGCCCUGGACACCCUGCUCUGCGUGGAUGACUUGAAAAGGCAACCCCGUCAGUCUCCAGAUGUAGCCAGUCCUGUUUCAUCUAAGCUCUGUGAGGAAGCUCAACCACAUGGGAUUGACAGGUGCUAAUUUAAUA